GUAAAUAUUUAUCAGUGGCUCACGGCUGGGUCUGACUGACCCUGGUGUCUUCCAGUAAACUCCUGAAUGACUCCACCUUCCACACCUCUCUGCUGGCCUGUGCUCUGGAGGUCGUCAUGGCUACGUACGGAGAGAGCAGCUUCAGGAGCGGAGGCUACAACAACGGAGGCAGCGAAGCCGCCGAGACCAACGUGUGUUUCCCCUGGAUCCUGGACGUCUUCGCUCUGGCCGCCUUUGACUUCUACAAAGUCAUCGAGAGCUUCAUCAAGGCCGAGCCCACGCUGAGCAAAGACAUCGUCAAACAUCUGGAGACCUGCGAGAACCUCAUCAUGGAGAGGAUCGCGUGGAGGACGGUCAGUGCUUUGGUUUUUGUUUUCUCCACCCACCUCCACCCUGUUCAUUACUCUGUGUGGUCGACCCUGCAGUAACUGCGUGUAACCACUAGAGGAAGCUUGAUUGUUGUAGCGUUGUCUGGAGGAAACGUAAAAGUUCCAUCUGUGGCCGGUUGGUUUAUGAUGAUGUCACAUUCAUAGGCGUCUCUCCUGAUUGGUUGGAUGUAACAGACUCACUGUGAGGUAUUUGAUUGGUUCUGAGCCGUGAUGGUGUCGAAAGGUU
Cynoglossus semilaevis (tongue sole) is the source of this 615-nucleotide messenger RNA. Its product is annotated as retinoblastoma-associated protein-like. The record is from RefSeq and is a predicted model, not a curated record. Bases 117 to 428 code for a protein of 103 amino acids. NCBI's taxonomy places the organism in Eukaryota, Metazoa, Chordata, Actinopteri, Pleuronectiformes, Cynoglossidae. Gene Ontology annotation, molecular function: RNA polymerase II transcription regulatory region sequence-specific DNA binding. Gene Ontology annotation, biological process: cell differentiation; negative regulation of G1/S transition of mitotic cell cycle; cell morphogenesis involved in neuron differentiation. Gene Ontology annotation, cellular component: Rb-E2F complex; nucleus; chromatin. The transcript is spliced from 2 exons.